AUGGACCAUGGUGGACUGCAGACAUUGAAACCUGGUGUGAGGAAGUAUGCCUGUGAACUGGAACUGGAUCCAAACACAACACACAGAAACCUCAAACUGUCUGACAACAACAGGAAGGUGACAUGUGUGAAGGAGGAUCAGUCAUAUCCUGAUCAUCCAGACAGAUUUGAUUACUGGCCUCAGCUGCUUUGUAGGAAUGAUCUGACUGGUCGCUGUUACUGGGAGGUCGAGUGGAGAGGAAGAGUUUCUAUAUCAGUGAGUUACAGAGGAAUCAGCAGGAGAGGAGACAGAGAUGACUGUUGGUUUGGAGGGAAUGUUCAGUCCUGGAGACUUUACUGCUCAGAUAAGAACGCUUACUCUGUCUGGCACAAUAAGAGACAAACACCCAUCUCCUCCUCCUCCUCCUCCUCCUCCUCCUCUGUCUCUAACAGAGUAGCAGUGUAUGUGGACUGUCCUGCUGGCACUCUGUCCUUCUACAGAGUCUCCUCUGACACACUGAUCCACCUCCACACCUUCAACACCACAUUCAUUGAACCUCUGUGUGCUGGAUUUGAAUUUGGAUUUGGGUCCUUGUCAUCUGGUUCCUCAGUGUCUCUGUGUCCUCUGUAGGAGGGAGAGUCUCACCUGUGGACAGAAACUCUGCUGACUGAAGAUCAGCUGCUGA
Scomber japonicus (chub mackerel) is the source of this 664-nucleotide messenger RNA. RefSeq names its product stonustoxin subunit beta-like. Lineage: Eukaryota; Metazoa; Chordata; Actinopteri; Scombriformes; Scombridae. The record is from RefSeq and is a predicted model, not a curated record. Gene Ontology annotation, molecular function: protein binding. The transcript has 2 exons. The coding region runs from base 1 to 609 and encodes 202 amino acids.